This is a messenger RNA of Vicia villosa (hairy vetch), 2333 nucleotides long. RefSeq names its product probable pectinesterase/pectinesterase inhibitor 61. The record is from RefSeq and is a predicted model, not a curated record. Gene Ontology annotation, molecular function: pectinesterase activity; pectinesterase inhibitor activity. The transcript is spliced from 3 exons. NCBI's taxonomy places the organism in Eukaryota, Viridiplantae, Streptophyta, Magnoliopsida, Fabales, Fabaceae. Bases 219 to 2072 code for a protein of 617 amino acids. Gene Ontology annotation, biological process: cell wall modification.
CUUGGAAAAAUAAGUAGCAUCCAGCUAGCUAAUUCGUUAGACAUAGACUUCACACCAACCUAAUAACUUGCAUUUUUUUCAUUUUUACACUUUCAAACAUUCACUUUACCUCACUCACUCUCAUACACUAUCUUCAAACAAACCACCAACAUAGUUAUAAAAACCACUUAGUUUAACAACCUCUCUUCAUAACAAACUCUCCCUCAAAAAUCCUCACAAUGGACUUUGAUAGACUUGGACCCUCCGAUCCCGGUGGUUCGUCGCGACGAUCCACCGCGCCUCUAACAAACUCCGCCGCAUCCAAUUCCAACCAGAAAAGCAAAAACAAACUCAUCAUGCUUUCUAUCCUCGCCGCGGCUUUAAUCGUCGCCUCCGCCAUCUCCGCCGCACUCAUCACCGUUGUCCGUUCCCGCGCUUCAAACAAUCAAACCACCUCAAACCUCCGCGCCAAACCGACUCAAGCAAUCUCCCGAACCUGCAGCAGGACGAGAUUCCCCACACUUUGCAUCAACUCCCUCCUCGACUUCCCUGGCUCCACCUCCGCCUCCGAGCAACAACUAGUCCAUAUAUCAUUCAAUAUGACACAUCGCCACAUCAGCAAGGCACUCUUCGCGUCCUCAGGCCUCUCGUAUACAGUCGCAGACUCCAAAGUCCGCGCUGCAUACGAGGAUUGCCUCGAACUAAUGGACGAGUCCAUGGACGCGAUAAAGCUCUCCAUGGACUCGCUCACUACCAUGUCCUCGACUUUAUCCCGCGACGACCAACAACCAGGUCUCGCAGGAUCAAACGAGGACGUGAUGACGUGGCUCAGCGCCGCGUUAACCAACCAAGACACUUGCCUGGAGGGAUUUGACGACACUACCGGCACCGUUAAGGAUCAGAUGGUUGGAAACUUGAAGGACCUAUCGGAACUCGUGAGUAACUCUCUGGCGAUAUUUUCGUCGAGUAGUGACGGUGAUUUCACGGGAGUGCCGAUACAGAACAAAAGAAGAUUAAUGGGAAUUGAUGAUGAAAAGCGUGAUGGUGAUGUUAUUGUCGGUGAUAUCUCGCGAGAAUUUCCGGAAUGGGUUCAGAAACGAGAUAGGAGAUUGUUGAGUUUACCGGUAUCGGAGAUACAAGCUGAUAUCGUCGUUUCAAAGAGUGGUGGCGACGGCACGGUGAAGACGAUUGCGGAAGCUAUUAAGAAUGCGCCGGAGCAUAGUAGCCGUCGAUUCAUAAUCUACGUGAGGGCAGGAAGGUAUGAAGAGAAUAAUUUAAAGAUAGGAAAAAAGAAAACCAAUAUCAUGUUUAUUGGAGAUGGGAAGGGCAAAACUGUCAUUACAGGAAAGAAAAGUGUUGCUGAUGGCAUGACCACUUUCCACACCGCUUCCUUUGCUGCUAGUGGUGCUGGAUUCAUGGCACGUGAUAUCACAUUUGAGAACUAUGCAGGACCGGAGAAGCACCAAGCGGUCGCGCUCCGUGUUGGAGCCGAUCACGCGGUGGUGUACCGCUGCAACAUUUUAGGGUAUCAAGACGCGUGCUAUGUACACUCCAACCGUCAAUUCUACCGCGAAUGUAGCAUCUAUGGCACGGUUGAUUUUAUAUUUGGAAAUGCCGCGGUAGUUUUUCAAAAAUGCAACAUUUACGCGCGCAAGCCCAUGGCCCAACAAAAGAACACAAUCACAGCCCAAAAUAGAAAAGACCCGAAUCAAAAUACGGGUAUAUCCAUUCAUGAUUGUCGGAUCCUGCCUGCCCCGGAGCUCGCCGCAUCAAAGGGCAGCAUUGAAACGUAUUUGGGCCGUCCGUGGAAAAUGUACGCUAGGACCGUUUAUAUGUUAUCCUACAUGAGUGAUCAUGUGCAUCCACAUGGAUGGUUAGAAUGGAAUGGAGAAUUCGCAUUAAAAACUUUAUAUUACGGUGAGUACAUGAACUAUGGGCCGGGUGCAGCCAUCGGGCAACGGGUCAAAUGGCCCGGGUACCGAGUCAUUACUUCUACGGUAGAGGCCAAUAGAUACACCGUGGCCCAAUUCAUCUCCGGUUCGUCGUGGUUACCAUCCACCGGUGUGGCAUUUUUGGCCGGGUUAUCCACUUGAUCUCCACCACCACAGAUAUAUCUAUAUAGAAAGGAUUUACUUUGUUACAUAACCUCAAUUGUGGGAAUAUAUAGCUCCUAUUUUUAUAGUUUUACUUUGUAUUAACUGUCCCAAAAAAUAGUUUUUUGGACAAAAAUUUAUUUUGUCAAUAAUGCAAAUAAGUAAUAACAAAAGUUAAGCUGUAAUUGUAGACUUUAUAUAAUAGGUCUUGUAAUUGUAUUAUUCCCCUCAAAGUCAAAGGUGUUAUAGUUGACUCAAGAA